UUCAACUAUUCAACACCAGAGAGCUGGUGUUUCCAUUUGCGGAUACGAACGGAAGUUAUAGUGCUGCCACCAUACAACCUCUUUAGGUUGGAUUUCUGUGGUGAACACGUUUCAUAAACGGCACGCCACGAUGCAGAUAUUUGUGAAAACUUUGACGGGUAAAACCAUUACCCUCGAGGUAGAAGCGUCCGAUACUAUUGAAAAUGUGAAAGCAAAAAUUCAGGACAAAGAAGGAAUCCCACCUGAUCAACAACGUCUUAUUUUCGCUGGAAAACAAUUAGAAGACGGACGUACUCUUUCUGAUUAUAAUAUUCAAAAAGAAUCUACUUUGCAUCUUGUACUUCGACUUCGUGGUGGUGUUAUUGAACCCACCCUUCGUAUUCUUGCACAAAAAUACAAUUGUGACAAGAUGAUCUGCAGAAAGUGUUAUGCCCGUCUUCAUCCACGCGCAACUAAUUGUCGUAAAAAGAAAUGUGGUCAUACAAAUAACAUUCGGCCCAAAAAGAAGCUAAAGUAAACUAUACGUUCCAAUUUUCUUUGCUUAUUUUGCAAAUGUAUGUGUACACCUUACAAUUGAUUUUAAUAAAACAUACAUGAAAAAGUAA
This is a messenger RNA of Osmia lignaria (orchard mason bee), 605 nucleotides long. It is a transcript of the gene RpL40, whose product is annotated as ribosomal protein L40. Gene Ontology annotation, cellular component: ribosome. Lineage: Eukaryota; Metazoa; Arthropoda; Insecta; Hymenoptera; Megachilidae. Gene Ontology annotation, molecular function: protein binding; structural constituent of ribosome. The record is from RefSeq and is a predicted model, not a curated record. Gene Ontology annotation, biological process: translation.